Rosa chinensis is the source of this 2872-nucleotide messenger RNA. Its product is annotated as aspartyl protease family protein 2. Gene Ontology annotation, cellular component: ribosome. NCBI's taxonomy places the organism in Eukaryota, Viridiplantae, Streptophyta, Magnoliopsida, Rosales, Rosaceae. Gene Ontology annotation, biological process: translation; proteolysis. The coding region runs from base 367 to 2622 and encodes 751 amino acids. The transcript has 5 exons. Gene Ontology annotation, molecular function: structural constituent of ribosome; aspartic-type endopeptidase activity. The record is from RefSeq and is a predicted model, not a curated record.
UUUCUUUCUUCGCUUUGCUAGCUUUAGCUCUCUUCUCUUCAAUAUAUAAGUUCUUAUCUCCCACAUAAACAUAUUUAUAACCUCAGUAAAUUUGUUAUCUGUCCAUUUUUGAGCUCUGAUUCAAGUUUCAGUUUCUGGGUUUUUUUUGUUCUUUCCCCUGCUUCAACUACCAGUCCUGCUUUGUUUUCCUUCAUUUCUGUUUUCUGGGUUUUUUUUUUUCUGAACUUUAAACAACCCUUUUGGGAGUUCUUUCUGAUUAUUUGCUCCAAAAAAGCCUUGAAAUUUGAGUCAAAGAUUCAUGCUUUCUGGGUUUCCUGUAGGAUUUUUUCCCCAGUAACCAAACAAGAAGAGAAAGACAUCAUCACUAUGUUUGUUAAGGCCUCUCUGGCUCUGGCUCUGGUUCUGAUCUUCGCAAGCGCUUUUGUAUCUAUUGCCCGGAUUCACAGCCACGACAAUCACAACCCCAAUGGCUCAACUCUCGCCGGCAUAGAGUUUCCGGAGCACAUGAGCUUCAAUGCUGUGUCCUCUUCAUCCCACACCGGCUGUUCCUUUGGAAAACCAGAGUCAUCAACCACGGAAUCAGCGCCGAAUGAAGAAUCUGAUGACGGAGAAGAUGAAGAUGAAGCAGUUGUUCCCCAAAAACAUUCUGUGAAGCUCCACUUGAGGCACGAAAAGAACUCUGUUUUCGAGUCCACGACCAAAGACUUGACCAGAAUUCAAACCCUCCACACCAGAAUUGUCGAGAGAAAGAACCAGAACACCAUUUCAAGGCUACAUAAAGACAAGAAGAUCCACUUAACGGAGGUUGUUGUUGUGGCUCCGGCAGCCUCACCGGAGUCUUAUGUUAGCGCCGGCGACCUUCCAGGCCAGCUGGAGGCGACGUUGAAGUCCGGGGUGAGUCUUGGCUCUGGAGAAUACUUCAUGGAUGUUUUCAUUGGUACACCUCCUAAACACUUUUCUUUGAUACUUGAUACUGGUAGUGACCUCAAUUGGAUUCAAUGUGCACCUUGCUAUGAUUGUUUUGAGCAAAACGGACCGCAUUAUGAUCCGAAAGACUCAACUUCAUUUAGCAACAUAGGCUGCCAUGAUCCGAAGUGUCAGUUGGUUUCGUCUCCUGACCCUCCUCAGCCUUGCAAAGCUGAGAACCAAACAUGUCCAUAUUUCUAUUGGUAUGGGGAUAGUUCUAACACAACUGGGGAUUUUGCUCUGGAAACUUUUACUGUUAAUCUUACAUCGCCUGCUGGGAAGGCUGAGUAUCGAAAAGUAGAGAAUGUGAUGUUUGGAUGUGGCCAUUGGAAUAGAGGCUUGUUCCAUGGGGCUGCAGGGUUGUUGGGACUGGGGAGAGGGCCUCUCUCCUUUGCUUCUCAGCUUCAAUCACUGUAUGGUCAUUCGUUUUCGUAUUGUCUUGUUGAUAGAAACAGCGAUACGGAUGUUAGCAGCAAGUUGAUAUUUGGGGAGGACAAGGCCUUACUGAGCCACCCAAAAUUGAAUUACACAUCCUUGGUUGCUGGCAAAGAUAACCCUGUUGAUACAUUUUACUAUGUUCAGAUCAAAUCCAUCCUAGUUGGAGGAGAAGUGGUGAAAAUACCGGAGGAGACUUGGAAUUUGUCCUCGGAGGGGGCUGGAGGUACAAUCAUUGAUUCAGGUACUACAUUGAGUUACUUUGCGGAUCCUGCCUAUGAGAUGAUUAAGGAGGCAUUUUUGAAAAAGGUUAAAGGGUAUCCGGUAGUGAAGGACUUUCCGGUUUUGGAUCCUUGUUACAAUGUGUCUGGAGUUGAGAAAUUGGAGCUACCAGCAUUUGCAAUUGUGUUUGCAGAUGGAGCUGUUUGGGAUUUCCCAGUUGAGAACUACUUCAUCCAGAUUGAACCUCAAGAGGUCGUUUGCUUGGCGAUAUUGGGGACUCCUAAAUCGGCUCUUUCAAUUAUUGGUAACUAUCAGCAGCAGAAUUUUCACAUCCUCUAUGACACAAAGAAGUCUAGGCUGGGAUAUGCACCAAUGAAAUGUGCUGAUCCGCUGAGGAGAAAGAGUUUUGGAGGCAGCACUCUCUCAGUAGUCACAGCCGCGGCGUCUCUUCCCAAAUCUCAAAUGGCUCCUUUCAGGUAUCAUCAGUACCAGGUGGUGGGGAGAGCUCUCCCAACUGAGAAGGAUGAGCAUCCCAAGAUCUUCCGCAUGAAGCUCUGGCACACCAAUGAGGUCCGUGCCAAAUCCAAGUUCUGGUACUUCUUGAGGAAGUUGAAGAAAGUGAAGAAGAGCAAUGGACAAAUCUUGGCCAUCAAUGAGAUUUUUGAGAAAAAUCCAACUACAAUCAACAACUAUGGUAUUUGGCUGCGAUACCAGAGUAGGACUGGUUAUCACAACAUGUACAAGGAGUACAGAAAUACAACUCUGAAUGGUGCUGUAGAAGACAUGUACACUGAGAUGGCAUCUCGUCACAGGGUGAGGUCUCCGUGCAUCCAGAUCAUCAAGACAGCAACUAUCCCAGCAAAACUCUGCAAGAGGGAGAGCACCAAGCAGUUCCAUAACUCCAAGAUCAAGUUCCCAUUGGUGCUCAGGAAGAUUAGGCCCCCAUCUAGGAAGCUGAAGACAACUUACAAGGCAUCCAGGCCCAACAUCUUUAUGUAAUCCUGCUACCUCAUAUGCUGUCUUUCCCUUCAGCGGAAGCACUGUGCUUUAGCUGAACUAGAUGAACCUAGGAAUGAUCCAAAUAUUUCUGAACUUUUGUUUGUUGGGGAGUAUGGACAUCCAUUUUCUAUUAUCUAUUAUCUAGAGUGUUUCAGUUUUGAAAAUUAUGUGGUUUUAUAAGAUAUUAAAUUUAAUGAGCUUGGUACUUUGUUUUAUGAUCAAAUCUCAGAGUAUGCAUGUUUUUCUUUUC